Phytophthora nicotianae INRA-310 is the source of this 1011-nucleotide messenger RNA. RefSeq lists its product as hypothetical. The transcript has a single exon. The coding region runs from base 96 to 905 and encodes 269 amino acids. The record is from RefSeq and is a predicted model, not a curated record. NCBI's taxonomy places the organism in Eukaryota, Oomycota, Peronosporomycetes, Peronosporales, Peronosporaceae.
CACGUUUGAUACGUCGACAUAAACGAAUCCACCGCUGGAAGCACAUCGUUUAACAUAAUCCAACCGACCAUCCGGCGCGCACCCGAACGACAGCAAUGAGCCCCACACAGCAGCAGGAGAAGGUGGUUCGCACUCACGUCCGCGAGGGCUGCAUCUUCGUCGUCGAGAUGUGUCGUCCUCGUGCCAAGAACGCCUUCAACGACGCCCUGUACGAGCAGCUAACCGCUGCUUUGGACGAGUUCGAGGCCGACGAUUCGCUACACGCGUUUGUACUCACGGGUCACGGCGACUACUUUACCAGCGGCGCCGACGUGAAGGAGACAGCUGCCAUUCUGGGCGACGGAUCAGUGCGUCCGCCCUCGCAGAGUCCGUCCCACACAUUCAUGCACAAGAUGCUGGACUGCAAGAAGCUGCUGAUAGCCGCAGUGAACGGCCCCGCCAUCGGCAUUGGCGUCACGCUGCUCAUGCACUGCGAUCUCGUGUACGCGGCCGACAGCGCCACCUUCUGGACGCCGUUUCUGCGUAUCGGAGUCGUGCCAGAGUUCGCGUCUUCCUACACGUUCCCACACUUGCUGGGCCCCACUGUAGCCAACAACCUGGUGAUCCGCUCCAAGGUUUACACAGCUCAAGAAGCUCUAAACGCCAGCAUAGUGGGAGAAAUCUUCCCUACGAAUGGGUUCUUGGAGGCUGUAUUCGCUGAGCUUACGCCUCUCGUCAACAACCGCUUUAACAAGACAAGUCUCCCCGUGUACAAGUCGCUGCUGCGUCGUGAACGUGCCCCCAAGAUCCGCGAGGCUCUGUUCUAUGAGUUCGAGCAGUUGGACCGUCGUGCGGCAUCGGGUGAGUUCUUAGCCACCGUGACGGAACUCAAGAAGCAGUUCAAGAACAAGAGGAGCAGGCUGUGAGCCUCGUGGUUGUAAACUGCUGAUUCUGGUUCGAACGACGCUCAGUUUGGUCUUGAGAAUAAUGAAAAAAAGUGUUUAUGUGUCAAAAUUCACUAAUCUGCCAGCG